AUGGAAUAUAACGGAGGCGAUGGAACUGGAGAUGAGGAUCGAGUGAAGAUGGAAUGGGAAGUAGGUCUUCCCACUCCCAAGGAGCUAAUACCUUUAUCUCAGUGCUUGAUUUCUCCAGAGCUUGCGUCGGCUUUUGGCAUAGUCUCAGAGCCCUGCACCAAUCAAGCUUCUCAAGAUACCUUGGUGAGUCUCCCUUCACAGUCACAACAGAUGACUUUGUCGAAUAAUUUCGAUUUCAUGCUUCUCGAGGAUCAAAGGACAAAAAAUUGCGUAAUCGUGGGAAGAGACGACGUGGAUUUUCCAAGGGAGAAUGGUUCGGAGGCGAGGAAGCGGAGGAAGCUGCGGAGUAUCAUUGUCCGAUCGCGACUAGUUUGGACCUCAGAGCUUCACAGGAGUUUCGUAGAUGCGGUGGCUCAUUUAGGUAUAAAAGACGCAGUUCCAAAGACUAUUAUGAAGUUAAUGAAUGUUAAAAGUUUAACUCACAAGAAUGUCUCGAGUCAUCUUCAAAAGUAUAGAUUGUAUAUGAUAAAGAUGGAUGGACUUUCCAACAAGAUGAAAGGGUUAUCCAUCGACGGGUCUUCUACUUUAGAUCAUUUGUUUGCUGUAGUGCAACAAGAGUCAAGUGGCAAGCCAAAAUGA
Impatiens glandulifera is the source of this 639-nucleotide messenger RNA. Its product is annotated as transcription factor PCL1-like. Lineage: Eukaryota; Viridiplantae; Streptophyta; Magnoliopsida; Ericales; Balsaminaceae. Gene Ontology annotation, biological process: regulation of DNA-templated transcription. The transcript has a single exon. The record is from RefSeq and is a predicted model, not a curated record. Gene Ontology annotation, cellular component: nucleus. The coding region runs from base 1 to 639 and encodes 212 amino acids. Gene Ontology annotation, molecular function: DNA binding; DNA-binding transcription factor activity.